Messenger RNA from Cajanus cajan (pigeon pea), 937 nucleotides. RefSeq lists its product as uncharacterized. The record is from RefSeq and is a predicted model, not a curated record. NCBI's taxonomy places the organism in Eukaryota, Viridiplantae, Streptophyta, Magnoliopsida, Fabales, Fabaceae.
UUGAGAGAAGGAGAAAAGUAAAGUGUGUUUGGUUCGAAACGUAAGCUUGUACGCCACUUUGAACACAGUUCUAUUGUUGCUUGCAAGCAAUAGAAAUAGAUGGGGUGAGCAAAGAAAAGCGCAUCAUCGUAUUCUAUACUACAUAGUAUACAUAAUACAAGAACAUGCUUUCUUUCUUGGGUUUUCCUUCAUCGGCGGAUAUGUCUGACGUGUCACGGCGCAAAGCAUCGACGACCAGAAUUCACAUAAUGGCCCUAGACGGCAUCGUGAACGUGAACUCGCUCUUCACCUUAGCCCUCUUCCUCGGCAUCACCACCACCAGCACCACCAACACGCUCAUCGGCGACGACGCUGCCUGCGCCGCCGCCACCUCCAUCUCGGAGGGCCUCAUCGCCUACCACGUCUACUCCUUCAGCUCCUUCCUCUUCUCCAGCCUCAUCGCCUUGGCCCUCAAAAACGUCAUCAACAUCAGCAAGGACGUCGACGACGACGGCCUCGUUCUGGGAAACGACAGCGCCAGCAUCAACACGUGGUUCCACAGUGUCGCCAAAAUUAACACGGUCGUUUUGAGGUUGGGGACUCUGGUUUCGGCCUUUGGGUCGGUUUUCGGGUGCGGCUUCUUGGUGAUGGCUCUUGUGGAUUUGGUUCAGAUCAAGUUGGGAACUUUGGCUUGUGGGAGUCCUCAUACUUACGCUGCCGUGGCUCCAUUGCUUGUUCUCGUUCCCACUGCGUUGCUUAUCUAUGUUUUUCUUGUACUCUAUGCCUUUACUCGUUAAUAUCAAUUUUCCAUGCCUCUAAGUGGAUCAUGUUAAUCAGUUAAGGAAUCAAGGAUCCAUGUAGGAGGAAGCUUCAUCAGGAUGUAUUUGCCUGCAAAUUCUAUCAUUCAAAUUUUGUUGUGUAUAUCAAAUAUCAAAUAUUAUUAUGACAUCUUCUUGCA